Coregonus sp. 'balchen' is the source of this 22304-nucleotide messenger RNA. Lineage: Eukaryota; Metazoa; Chordata; Actinopteri; Salmoniformes; Salmonidae. The record is from the annotation of a GenBank genome assembly.
AUGGACUUCUCAGACAGGUUAAUAAGUAAGAUGUUAAGGGAGUUGAGAUAAGGUUGAUGGAAAUAGCAUUACUUGUAUCUUGUGUUUGAAUUGAAGAGCAACCUCCCGUGACCCCAUUUCCAUUUACUGCAACAGCGAAUGGAAUUAAUGUUAUCUGUCAGAAAAUAAUUGUGCUUUAAAGGUGAAAGCUGUUUUGCAUGCUUAACAAAAUGUUAUAUCUUCUUUUCAGGGAAACAGAAAACUGUUAUGAAAAGGAACCAUGUCACAUGAGUCGAUGUUACAGCCGUACCAGCCUAAUGACAAGUGAGUUAUACCUACAGUGCAUUCAGAAGGUAUUCAGACCCCUUCCCUUUCUCCACAUUUUGUUAUGUUGCAGCCUUAUUCUAAAAUGGAUUAAUACAAAAUAAAUCCUCAUCAAUCUACACACAAUACCCCAUAAUGACAAAGUGAAAACAGGUUUUUAGAAGUGUUUGCAAAUGUAUUAAAAAUAAAAAACAGAAAUACCAUAUUUACUUAAGUAUUUACACCCUUUGCUAUGAGAUUCAAAAUUGAGCUCAUGUGCAUCCUGUUUCCAUUGAUCAUCCUUGAGAUGUUUCUACAACUUGAUUAGAGUCCACCUGUGGUAAAUUCAAUUGAUUGGACAUGAUUUGGAAAGGCACACACCUGUCUAUAUAAGGUCCCACAGUUGACAAUGCAUGUCAGAGCAAAAACCAAGCGAUGAGGUCGAAGGAAUUGUCCGUAGAGCUCAUAGACAGGAUUGUGUGGAGGCACAGAUCUGGGGAAGGGUACCAAAAAAUGUCUGCAGCAUUGAAGGUCCCCAAGAACAGAGUGGCCUCCAUCAUUCUUAAAUGGAAGAAGUUUGGAACCACCAAGACUCUUCCUAGAGCUGGCCGCCCAAACAAACUGAGCAAUCGGGGGAGAAGGGCGUUGGUCAGGGUUGUGACCAAGAACCCGAUGGUCACUCUGACAGAGCUCCAGACUUCCUCUGUGGAGAUGGGAGAACUUUCCAGAAGGACAACUAUCUCUGCAGCACUCCACCAAUCAGGCCUUUAUGGUAGAGUGGCCAGACGGAAGCCACUCAUCAGUUAAAGGCACAUGACAGCCUGCUUGGAGUUUGCCAAAAGGCACCUAAAGGACUCUCAGACCAUGAGAAACAAGAUUAUCUGGUCUGAUGAAACCAAGAUUGAACUCUUUGGCCUGAAUGCCAAGCGUCAUGUCUGGAGGAAACCUGGCACCAUCCCUACGGUGAAGCAUGGGGGUGGCAGCAUCAUGCUGUGGGGGUGUUUUUCAGUGGCAGGGACUGGGAGACUAGUCACGAUCGAAGGAAAGAUUAAUGGAGCAAAGUACAGAGAGAUCUUUGAUGAAAACCUGCUCCAGAGCGCUCAGGACCUCAGACUGGGGCGAAGGUUCACCUUCCAACAGGACAACAACUCUAAGCACACAGCCAAGACAACACAGGAGUGGCUUCGGGACAAGUCUCUGAAUGUCCUUGAGUGGCCCAGCCAGAGCCCGGACUUGAACCCGAUCGAACAUCUCUGGAGAGACCUGAAAAUAGCUGUGCAGCGACGCUCCCAAUCCAACCUGACAGAGCUUGAAAUGAUCUGCAGAGAAGAAUGGGAGAAACAACCCAAAUACAGGUGUGCCAAGCUUGUAGCGUCAUACCCAAGAUGUCUCGAGGCUGUAAUCACUGCCAAAGGUGCUUCAACAAAGUACUGAGUAAAGGGUUUGAAUACUUAUAUAAAUGUUAUAUUUCGUUAUUAUUUUUAUUUUUUAAUUGCAAAAAAGUAUAAAAACCACUUUUUGCUUUGUCAUUAUGGGGUAUUGUGUGUAGAUUGAUGAGGGGAAAAAAUUAAAAACAUUUUUGAACAAGGCUGUAAUGUAACAAAAUGUGGAAAAAGGGAAGGGUUCUGAAUACCUUCCGAAUGCACUGUAAGUGUUUCAAAACUGACCUUCAAAAAGUCUUUCACAAUUCCUUUCUGUAGCAACCCUCAUUCAAUCAGUGCAGUGGAGACAUUCAGUUUGCACCAUAGUGUGUCAGAAAAUGUGAAUAAUUAUGUGGAUUAUAAUUAGUUGAUAUACAUUAUUUGGGAGGGGUUGAUACAUGUUUUGUUAAGGCAAAUCAAGUCUGAAAUGUUGAAGUGGAAAUUAUAAACUUCAGAAGUCUUUUUAACCUCGAAUACGCUACAUGUUUGCAUUGCCUGCCGUGCAGGAAAAUUAUCAGCAACAAAAGAGUGAUCAAAUGAAGAUCCUACAUCUGUAGCUUCAUCAGAUACAGAUGAAUCACAUUAGUAAGAAACAAAACUGGUUAUAGCACAAUACAAUGUCAAACCCCAUGCCAAAACGGCAGUAUGUACAUCAAGUGUUACCAGAGGAAUCUAAAUCUUCCUCCUUUUCCCCAAGGUCUGAUGUCAUAGAAGGCCGUCUGACCAAUCAGGAGAGUAUGAUGAGCGUGCUGCUUGAGCAGGCGUUGAGGAUCAAGGAGGAGGUGGUGGCCAGUCUGCACUUCACCGAGGGCACUGUCCAGUCAGAGACCUCUUCUCGCAGGCUGCUGGAGAGCCACAUCCACACCAUCACACACAUCGUCAAACAGCUCAGCACUGACAUCCAGGUAGUAGCCUGUGGCAUCCUGUGUCUCUCUCCAUUGUUGUCAUCAUGUAGCAUACAUACAGGAAGAGGGUAUGAAGAUACAACCAAAAUACUGCAGUCACAUACAGUGGGGGAAAAAAAUAUUUAGUCAGCCACCAAUUGUGCAAGUUCUCCCACUUAAAAAGAUGAGAGAGGCCUGUAAUUUUCAUCAUAGGUACACGUCAACUAUGACAGACAAAAUGAGAGAAAAAAAAUCCAGAAAAUCACAUUGUAGGAUUUUUAAUGAAUUUAUUUGCAAAUUAUGGUGGAAAAUAAGUAUUUGGUCACCUACAAACAAGCAAGAUUUCUGGCUCUCACAGACCUGUAACUUCUUCUUUAAGAGGCUCCUCUGUCCUCCACUCGUUACCUGUAUUAAUGGCACCUGUUUGAACUUGUUAUCAGUAUAAAAGACACCUGUCCACAACCUCAAACAGUCACACUCCAAACUCCACUAUGGCCAAGACCAAAGAGCUGUCAAAGGACACCAGAAACAAAAUUGUAGACCAGCACCAGGCUGGGAACACUGAAUCUGCAAUAGGUAAGCAGCUUGGUUUGAAGAAAUCAACUGUGGGAGCAAUUAUUAGGAAAUGGAAGACAUACAAGACCACUGAUAAUCUCCCUCGAUCUGGGGCUCCACGCAAGAUCUCACCCCGUGGGGUCAAAAUGAUCACAAGAACGGUGAGCAAAAAUUCCAGAACCACACGGGGGGACCUAGAGAAUGACCUGCAGAGAGCUGGGACCAAAGUAACAAAGCCUACCAUCAGUAACACACUACGCCGCCAGGGACUCAAAUCCUGCAGUGCCAGACGUGUCCCCCUGCUUAAGCCAGUACAUUUCCAGGCCCGUCUGAAGUUUGCUAGAGUGCAUUUGGAUGAUCCAGAAGAGGAUUGGGAGAAUGUCAUAUGGUCAGAUGAAACCAAAAUAGAACUUUUUGGUAAAAACUCAACUCGUCGUGUUUGGAGGACAAAGAAUGCUGAGUUGCAUCCAAAGAACACCAUACCUACUGUGAAGCAUGGGGGUGGAAACAUCAUGCUUUGGGGCUAUUUUUCUGCAAAGGGACCAGGACGACUGAUCCGUACAAAGGAAAGAAUGAAUGGGGCCAUGUAUCGUGAGAUUUUGAGUGAAAACCUCCUUCCAUCAGCAAGGGCAUUGAAGAUGAAACGUGGCUGGGUCUUUCAGCAUGACAAUGAUCCCAAACACACCGCCCGGGCAACGAAGGAGUGGCUUCGUAAGAAGCAUUUCAAGGUCCUGGAGUGUCCUAGCCAGUCUCCAGAUCUCAACCCCAUAGAAAAUCUUUGGAGGGAGUUGAAAGUCCGUGUUGCCCAGCGACAGCCCCAAAACAUCACUGCUCUAGAGGAGAUCUGCAUGGAGGAAUGGGCCAAAAUACCAGCAACAGUGUGUGAAAACCUUGUGAAGACUUACAGAAAACGUUUGACCUGUGUCAUUCCCAACAAAGGGUAUAUAACAAAGUAUUGAGAAACUUUUGUUAUUGACCAAAUACUUAUUUUCCACCAUAAUUUGCAAAUAAAUUCAUUAAAAAUCCUACAAUGUGAUUUUCUGGAUUUUUUUUCCUCAUUUUGUCUGUCAUAGUUGACGUGUACCUAUGAUGAAAAUUACAGGCCUCUCUCAUCUUUUUAAGUGGGAGAACUUGCACAAUUGGUGGCUGACUCAAUACUUUUUUCCCCACUGUAUAAAUAUGGUCUGUUUUCAGUUGACAUUGACAAUAAACUCUAUAAUAACAGCCAGUAAACAGCACAUAGAGAACUACACAACCGGUUCAUGUAAUCAUGUUCAUCAUAAUCAUGACCAUAACCCGCAUGUGUGGUAUUACUGUACUGUAUAGACAAGUUUAAUGAAAACACUAAAUAUAACACUAUUGUAAUGGAAGGAGUACAUUUAAUACAUAUCAUAAUAAUUAUUGUGUCAUAAUAUGUCAACGGGCUGUGCUCCUAACGUUGAUCAAUCAUCUGUAGUGGCAGUGUAGAAACCUGAGAGCGGUGAGUAUAGGAGCGCGAGGUCAGCGUGACGAGAGAGUGUUACAGAUGUAGGAUCUUAAUUUGAUCACCCUUUGUUGCUGAGAAUUUUCCUGCAAUGCAGGAAAUGCAAACUUAUAGUGUAUUUGUGUUUUAAAAAGACUUCUAAAGUUAGUAAUUUCCACUUUGAAAUGUCUAACUUGAUUUGCCCUAACGUAAAAUGUAUCAACCCCUACAAAAAUAUUAAUUUAUUAUAAUCCCCAUAAUAAUGUACAUUUCCUGUUGCUGCAGGAUUAUUUAACUGCUGUAGAAAACUGGCUCAAAUUAAGAUCCUACAUCUGUGAGUGUCUCUGUGUGAGUCUCUAUCUUUCUCUCCCUGCCGGAUCAGGCUGAUUUGAUUAUGCUGCACUGAGCAAAGCCUCACUGAAUCUCAUUCAGAGCUCAUGGCGUAUUCCUCAUAAGUAAGCAGAAAUUUUUACGACAUCCAAUAAACCUCAACGAGUUCUGGAACGGUUGCCAACAGGGCCACUUAAAAGAGGGAUUGCAUAAUAACAGUGGUGCAUGAAAUAGAUAGAUCAAACAGAUCCAUAUCUGAGGUAAUCUUUUCCUCCACAGAAUAAUGACCUCACAGACACAGAGGACAUGGCAAAAUGUGGGUUUUUAUUUUGACAAAAUGUUUGUCAUUCGCUGUUACUGCAUCUGAAAUGAAAACUAUAAAUUAUCAGCUAAUUAGUGUGUGUGAGAGAGCGAGAGAAGCAAUAGGCAGAGCCAGGAAUUUACUCCUCUACAUGGAAAAAUAGAUUAUCUGCAAGGGUACAGUCGUGCGAUAUGGAGUGAGUGGAGCGUAACUCAUUUGAAUGGUUCUGCGAGUGAUUGUCCAUACAAAAGGAGAGUAGUACGUGAGGGAUGAUGAUCUCUAGCAAUAGGCCUAUACCAUCUGACAGUGUCUCUAUCUGUUCUCCCCUCAGUCUCUGAAGAGUCAGAUAGCCCAGUGGGACAGUGUCACCUCUGGGACCUCUUUUGCUAUGCAGAGUCUGGAUCACAAAAACCUGGCUGGCAUUGGAGACCUCAGGGGCAGGGUGGCCAGGUAUACAUUUACUAUAACUGAGUCACUGUCUCUCACACACUCAUACACUCACACAAACAAUAACACCCAUUAGUGUUCUGAUGGGUUGCAUGAAAGUCUGUUUCAUUUCCAUACCUAGCAAAGCAGAACUUUACCAUUUGCAUUAUGGAAAUUAUGUUGCUCCCAUUCUUAGAAGUGUGUGUGUGUGUGUGUUCGUGCGUACGUGCAUUGAGUGUGUUUGUGUAUUUGAUACUCGUCCAAGUAGAAAAAAUGCUAGGGAGCAUCUCCCCUCAUCAUAUUUGAUUGACCAUCUAGAGUUCCAUAUCUGCUAUCAAAAUCUGGCAAACAUAGAGGUGUGAAUAUAGAUUUGUAAUCAUGAGGAAUAUACAGUGGGGGAAAAACGUAUUUAGUCAGCCACCAAUUGUGCAAGUUCUCCCACUUAAAAAGAUGAGAGAGGCCUGUAAUUUUCAUCAUAGGUACACGUCAACUAUGACAGACAAAAUGAGGAAAAAAAAUCCAGAAAAUCACAUUGUAGGAUUUUUAAUGAAUUUAUUUGCAAAUUAUGGUGGAAAAUAAGUCUUUGCUCACCUACAAACAAGCAAGAUUUCUGGCUCUCACAGACCUGUACCUUCUUCUUUAAGAGGCUCCCCUGUCCUCCACUCGUGACCUGUAUUAAUGGCACCUGUUUGAACUUGUUAUCAGUAUAAAAGACACCUGUCCACAAACUCAAACAGUCACACUCCAAACUCCACUAUGGCCAAGACCAAAGAGCUGUCAAAGGACACCAGAAACAAAAUUGUAGACCAGCACCAGGCUGGGAAGACUUAAUCUGCAAUAGGUAAGCAGCUUGGUUUGAAGAAAUCAACUGUGGGAGCAAUUAUUAGGAAAUGGAAGACAUACAAGACAACUGAUAAUCUCCCUCGAUCUGGGGCUCCACGCAAGAUCUCACCCCGUGGGGUCAAAAUGAUCACAAGAACGGUGAGCAAAAAUCCCAGAACCACACGGGGGGACCUAGUGAAUGACCUGCAGAGAGCUGGGACCAAAGUAACAAAAGCUACCAUCAGUAACACACUACGCCGCCAGGGACUCAAAUCCUGCAGUGCCAGACGUGUCCCCCUGCUUAAGCCAGUACAUGUCCAGGCCCGUCUGAAGUUUGCUAGAGUGCAUUUGGAUGAUCCAGAAGAGGAUUGGGAGAAUGUCAUGUGGUCAGAUGAAACCAAAAUAGAACUUUUUGGUAAAAAACUCAACUCGUCGUGUUUGGAGGACAAAGAAUGCUGAGUUGCAUCCAAAGAACACCAUACCUACUGUGAAGCAUGGGGGUGGAAACAUCAUGCUUUGGGGCUGUUUUCUGCAAAGGGACCAGGACGAAUGAUCCGUGUAAAGGAAAGAAUGAAUGGGGCCAUGUAUCGUGAGAUUUUGAGUGAAAACCUCCUUCCAUCAGCAAGGGCAUUGAAGAUUAAACGUGGCUGGGUCUUUCAGCAUGACAAUGAUCCCAAACACACCGCCCGGGCAACGAAGGAGUGGCUUCGUAAGAAGCAUUUCAAGGUCCUGGAGUGGCCUAGCCAGUUUCCAGAUCUCAACCCCAUAGAACAUCUUUGGAGGGAGUUGAAAGUCCGUGUUGCCCAGCGACAGCCCCAAAACAUCACUGCUCUAGAGGAGAUCUGCAUGGAGGAAUGGUCCAAAAUACCAGCAACAGUGUGUGAAAACCUUGUGAAGACUUACAGAAAACGUUUGACCUGUGUCAUUCCCAACAAAGGGUAUAUAACAAAGUAUUGAGAAACUUUUGUUAUUGACCAAAUACUUAUUUUCCACCAUAAUUUGCAAAUAAAUUCAUUACAAAUCCUACAAUGUGAUUUUCUGGAGAGAAAAAAAUCUCAUUUUGUCUGUCAUAGUUGACGUGUACAUAUGAUGAAAAUUACAGGCCUCUCUCAUCUUUUUAAGUGGGAGAACAUGCACAAUUGGUGGCUGACUAAAUACUUUUUUUCCCCACUGUAUGAGUUCCAGGCAGGUCAGAUGAAUCUCUCUGAUAGGAAAUGAGGAUCAGUGUAUGGGUCACAGCAGGUUAACCCACUCUAGAUUAUAGAUGAUGUCAUGCAUGGAGGUUGAGGAGUACAGUAAAGGGAGGGAGAGAAGCGGAUGCUCAGUGCUGUGUUGAUUUAGUGCCAGCCAAGGUUGUCUAAAGCUCUCCAACUUUAACUAUUUACCUCUUUUGGGCAAUUCAUGAAUAAUCAGGUACGUUGUCUGCUGUUCUUGUAAACAAAUCAAACUAACAGUAAAGUACCAGUAAAAGUGUCCUUAUACAGUAUCAGUCAAAAGUUUGGACACACCUACUCAUUCAAGGGUUUUUCUUUAUUUUUACUAUUUUUUACAUUGUAGAAUAAUAGUGAAGACAUCAAAACUAUGAAAAAAUACAUAUGGAAUCAUGUAGUACCAAAAAAGUGUUAAACAAAUCAAAAUAUAUUUUAUAUUUGAGAUUCUUCGAAUAGCCACACUUUGCCUUGAUGACAGCUUUGCACACUCUUGGUAUUCUCUCAACCAGCUUCAUGAAGUAGUCACCUGGAACGGAUUUCAAUUAACAGGUGGCACACUUAACCACCAUGGCUACCACAGCAUUCUGCAGCGAUACGCCAUCCCAUCUGGGUAGGGCUUAGUGGGACUAUAAUUAGUUUUUCAACAGGACAAUGACCCAACACACCUCCAGGCUGUGUAAGGGCUAUUUUACCAAGAAUGCGAGUGAUGGAGUGCUGCAUCAGAUGACCUGGCCUCCACAAUCCCCUGACCUCAACCCAAUUUAGAUGGUUUGGGAUGAGUCGGACGGCAGAGUGAAGGACAAGCAGCUAACUAGUGCUCAGCAUAUGUGGGAACUCCUUCAAGACUGUUGGAAAAGCAUUCCAGGUGAAGCUGGUUGAGAGAAUGCCAAGAGUGUGCAAAGCUGUCAUAAAGGCAAAGGGUGGCUAUUUGAAGAAUCUGAAAUAUUACAUAUAUUUUGAUUUGUUUAACACUUUUUUGGUUACUACAUGAUUCCAUAUGUGUUAUUUCAUAGUUUUGAUGUCUUAACUAUUAUUCUACAAUGUAGAAAAUAGUAAAAAUAAAGAAAAACCCUUGAAUGUGUAGGCGUGUCCAAACUUUUGACUGGUACUGUAAAUCUCAUUGUUGCUCUCCACAAAGUGCUUUGUAACAAAGCAAAGGGGAAGCUAUGUGAUGACACAAUACAUUUAGCUGAAGCACUGUUUGUGUUGAUAAAAGGCAUUGAGCAAUGGUUCCCAACAAGGAGUAGGAGGACCCCUGGGGGUACUUGGCCUAUCCACAGGGGGUGCUUGAGAAGACUCAGGAGGCCAUAGGCCUACUGGUCUAAUGCACAUGAAGGGGUAAUUCAGGGGUACUCCGGACAGAGCAAAAUUCAGUUGAUAGUACAGUAACCGAAAAAGGUUGGGAACCAUAGGACCAGAUCAAUUAAAGAACCAUAAAGCUAUACAGUGGAGUCAGACCAGUGGUGGUCGGUGCCGUUUAAGAUGAAGAGGACGAUAAUUGUUUUACUGAGCAUGGCCUUAUUUCUAUUACAGCGUAUGACUGCACAUUCAUAAUACAUUCACCCAGUUCAAUGCAACAUCGAUAGAUUUAGGCUAAUACAUUAUACUAAAAUGUUCCCUAUACCCAUCAUGAGGUUGCUACAACCUAGCCUAUGAAUGAAAGUUUACAACGUAGGUGCACAAGUCAAGACAAAUUUGAGUAAUCAAGGUGACAGACAUUUACAUAUUCAAUACCGCCUUGCACGCUCUUGCCUGCAUCUAGCUGAUAAAGGGUGUAAGCAUUAGUCCAACAGUUGCAAAAGAGAGUUCCUAUUGGACAAAUUCAGGUAUGAUUAUCCACAUUUCGUUCAGUUUGCUUCGUUUGAGAUAUUUUUUCAACAGAAUUGGACGGAAUUGAAUACACCCCUGAUCACAUGCAAACACAGUUCACUUUCAUAACAGCCACAUACAAACAGCAUGAUCCCUUUGAUCCUUGGAUAAUUCCUUCUUGCAUCUACGCGCUCUCCUCCUCUCACCUUUUCCCUUCGCUCAUGGACUUCAGUGCACAACACAUCAGCUGUCUGUGACCAUGCGAAAAAACCUUUCCAAGCCAAACCUUCAUAUCAUAACCGCUAACAGCUACACACAGCCUACAUUGUUGCAACCAUAUUAUCUAACAUCAAGUCAACAUAGCAACUGGAACUAACGUGUUAGUAAACCUGCUACAAUCAUGCAGUACAGUUUACAGUUAGCAAGCAGUAUAGCAGUUACACCAGCGGGCCCUGGUGGCAAUACAUUAAUGAGACCAAAAGCUUACCUUAACUUGGAAGAGUUCCAGUGUUGGAUAGCCAUAACCAGCUAGGUAACAUAGCAUCCCUCUCUGUUUGAGCCGGGUGUUUGAGUAGGCUAAGCUAGCUAGCUGCAUUCGCUAGAUAAGGAAGUGAAAGUGCAUUUUUUUGUUUAAAUAUCUCUCUCUCUCUCUCUUGCUUCUCCUUCAUUUUUUAAGAUAUGUAUUUGUUCAAAACUGUUCAGCUAUGUUUUCCUCUCUCUCUCUAGCUGUAGCUUAUUCUUUCAGUACUAUAUUCAUUCUCUGAUCCUUUGAUUUGGUGGACAACAUGUCAGUUCAUGCUGAAAGCUAGGUUGGCGGACGUCCUCCGGAAGUUGUCAUAAUUACUGUGGAAGUCUGUGGAAGGGGGUGAGAACCACGAGCCUCCUAGGUUUUGUAUUGAAGUCAAUGUACCCAGAGGAGGACGGAAACUAGCUGUCCUCCGACUACACCAUGGUGCUACCCUUCAAAGUGCUGUUGAGGCUGCUGUAGACCAUUGCAUAACAGUGUGUUUUAAUAAUAAUAAUAAUAAUAAUAAUAUGCCAUUUAGCAGACGCUUUUAUCCAAAGCGACUUACAGUCAUGCGUGCAUACAUUUUUGUGUAUGGUUGGUCCCGGGGAUCGAACCCACUACCUUGGCGUUACAAGCGCCGUGCUCUACCACCAAUUAUUUGGUGACGUGAAUAUAUUUAGCAUAGUUUUAUCUAAAAAUGAUAACUUUUUUAAUGUUUCACAUUUUUAAAAAAUGCAAUUCACUGAGGAGGAUGGUCCCUCCCUUCCUCCACUGAUGAGCCUCCACUGAGUCAGACACUACUGUAAAGGAGCUGCUGUUAGUCAAUUUGAGUUAGCUUCACAUUAAUGUUCAAAAGGUGCCUUUAUGUGAACAAUUCUAUGAAUUUGCAUAUACCCUGCAUUGUUGAUUAGUAUCUGUCACAUGGUGAAACGCUUGGGGUUAUCCAUUCUGAAAUGUGUAUUCAAAAGUUCAAAACUAUAUUUGCCUUGCUUGUAUAACAUUGGGCAAUUCCACUUUAAAACAAACUUUAAUAAACCAUACAACUCUAUGCACAAGGAGUACUUUUAAUGAUGUACACUGAACAUUACAAACACACUUUUACUGGAAGAACUGUUCAGAUGCAAAGUUUGGUAACAGAAUUUUCGUAAAAUCUCCCUCAGCUUUUUAUGUGACCACGGUUUUCCAGAAUUGCUCCGAAUUACGAUUCAAGAUGUCUGCAGAAAGAAUGGGGUGUCAGCUAUGACAUGACACUUUGAAAAAAAUCAAUUUUUAUUAGUGAACUACAGUAAGUGAAGUGAAUUUACACCUGAUAACAUAAUUUAGUUAAUGAAAUUACUUAAUGGGUCCCUGAUUUACUAUACAGAAAUGCAUAAUUAUGGGUAUGAAUAUCAUUCUCUUCAUGGCGAUAUAGCCUGAAAAGGUAUACAAAGGUAGAAAUAUACAAUAUCCUCCUUUGCAUAUUUGAGUAAUAUUCUACACACCGGCUAUUAUUUUACUCUGCGCACAAAAUACCAAAUUUGGUUGGUCCGCACCGGACCAAAUCUGUACAAAUCAUAGACAUCUAUAGUUCAAAAGUUUGGACAUCAAAGUACAGCACAGUAUAGCUCAGUAGACUAUAGUAAAGUAUAGUACAGAAUAGUAGAGUAUCGUUCAGUACAAUACAGUACAUUACAGUGUACUCAACUCUCGUGUGCUCUACUGUACUACACUUUAUUCUACUCUAUUCUACUCUACUGUACAGCACUGUACUGAACUUUACUCAACUUAUUUUUACUUUACUGUACUGAAAAAUUGACGUUCAGUGGCGUGUAUUCAUGGAUGCCAAGGGAAGCCAGGCUUCCCCAAACAAUUGACCAAGAAAAAAAGUAAAAUAAUGUAUAUUUCGUCUCUCUGUGUUUCAUAAUGUUCCUUCGAUUCGCAAGAGGCUGAAUGUAUCUCACAGGAGAAUGCAUCCGAGCGAGCGAAACACUGCCAUCUAUCUGAUGCUGUCUGGUCCAAACGAGUAUGACAUUGUUGCUGCCUGCAGCAUUUAAGGCAAGGGAAGCCAGCGAGCAUCUGGCCUUCCUUGACAAAAAAGUAAAACAAAUUAGCCAAUCAGCGUUGAGCUAAACUGAGCGAGCUCAACUGUGAUAGACCGUUUCGUCAACAUGAAAGAGAGGAGGAUGGCAUUGGCGUUUCAACAUGUUAUUCUACUUGAAGGAACACGCACGCACACAUGCACAGAGCAAUCAGAACCAUGGACAGCCUCAUCAUAUUUAGCUUACGUUGAAUGGACUAAAUUGUUUUUGGUAUCUUUUAGUUGUCACUAUAUUAGACUAAACAGAGGUGAUUUGAUGAUGUUGAAAUGUUGAAGUUGAAAUGGUGCUGGAAUAGUGGAGGCAGUUCCUGUUUUCUUUGUGACUUGCGGUAACUCUCUGUGGUUCUAAAUCAAUAGUUGUUUAGUGGUCCAAAUAUGUCGGAAACAUUAACUUGCUUGACCAUGCUGUAGGUCAUGUAACUGUCUGUUACUGUACAUGCAAUAUGCUUUGUGGACUACACUGGACAGAGGUUCUAUCCGGUUUUGUGAUAAAACAAAGGUGUGGUUGAAUUUAUUCUGCCUUAUUUUCUCUGCCUUUAGGCCUAUGUAUCGCAAGGCAUAUGAAUUAACAGGUUAUAGAGCAAACAACACAAUUAUCACAACACAUAGGUUGUAAUAUGGCUUUUAUUGCUUGGCUUCCCCAGUAAUUUUACCCACACACCGCAACUGUAGAUGUUUAUGAUUGAUUCAGAUUUGAUCUGGUCCGGACUGGACCAAAUCUGAACCAAUCAUCCACGUCUAUGUUUGGGCCAAAUCAAGACCAGUCCGGACCGUACCAAAAAAACCGAUGUCUGUGUAUGUUGAAAUCAAUGCCAGGGCGGACUGACCAAAUUUCAAUUACUUUUAAACGUCCAUGGACGUCUGGAUCCGGUUGGUACUCAGUGGAUAAGGAUGCUGGUUACAGAAAAUGGAAAGAGAGGGAGCUCAUGGGUAGGUGUCAGUAAGAGUCGGGAGAGGUGACAUUAACUGGAGAGAGAGAGAGAGAUAGAGAGAGAGGCAGAGAGAGAGAGCGAAAGAGGGGUUGUCUAGACUGUUUCACACUUGCUUUGACCACCAGACGACAGAAUGAGAAAGAAAACAGUUAUGAGCUGAACAUAACAAUAUGCCAGUGGAAGGGAGGACUGUAGCAGGUGACUUAACUGUAGUUUAUGACUAUUAUUUUACCUUUUAAGACAUUUUCUGGUAAAUAUUUUCCAAAACCCCUUUUCCAUCUGUUUGAUCAGAAAUCAAAGCCUUUUGCUUAUUCCUAAUUUUUUGGAUGGAAAAUCUAAACAAACAAAAAAAAAAAAAAAAAAAUUUAUCAAAAAUAUAGACUCUUAGCUUUCAUUUGACACCCAAUUUGACAAGCUCCUAUGAACUUCCCAGAGAUGGUCAAGCCAAGUGGGAGUGUGUUGUACUGUAAUGGUACAGACAGCUGUCUUUCCCUGUCUCACUCUCAGGUGUGAUGCCAGCAUUGCCAAGCUGUCAGGUGAUGUGAGCGACAGGGCACAGAAGAUCGUCAGGCUCCAACAGGAGGUGUCAGAGGUCAAGUCAGGUUUGGGAGAGCGACUGAGAGAGAUGGACAUCAAGGUUAGAGGCUCUGAACAACUGGACUGCUUGUAGUUCAGACUCAACCUGACCAAGCACUUCACAACAAGAUGCAUAAAGGAAUCUCCCUUUCAUUUUAGCUUCCUUUACUGAAGGAACCAACAUUGCCUCUCGCUGAAUACAUACAGUAUAUUGUAGGAAUGACGACUGUAGCAAAAACUGAUUGGACUUUGUGUUGGACGAAGAGUGAAAGAGGAUAUUACCCCAGGCCACUAUUCUCUAAUACUCUUAUUUUAUGAGAAAAGCACUUUUCAGACAAAAAAGGUGAAGGUUGACAAACACAUGAAGGUUUUAGAGCCUAAAACAGCCUCAGUUUUGAUUGUGUCUAGCCAGUGAAUUGCACAAGUUGUGUUGAUCCAUUCUCUUGUGAUCAAUAACAGAAAAAAUACAAAAGCUCAAGCUAUGUUUAGCUCACAUACAGCAUGUCUGCAGUCGUCCUCUACUCCCAUCUUGGCCUUAGAGCCAACCAGUCCCAAUAUGCCCUACUCCCUGUGCUGUAGAGCCGGGCAUUAAAUCACUGGGAUUGCGGCACAUUAACUCUGGAGGAGUGGUCAAGAUAAUUGGAAAGUAGAGGAAAAUGGGUUGCCUCCAUUAGCACAAGGCAAGAGCACAAACCACAACAACGCUGACUCAUAACAACAAAAAAAAGGUAACUCAGGCGAAAUGACACUGUCAUUCUAUGCAUUCAUGCAUGUAGUUCACUGUGCCAUAGAGAACACACAUCACAAACUAUAUACAUACAGUUGAAGUCGUAAGUUUACAUACACCUUAGCCAAAGAGAUUUAAACUAAGUUUUUCACAAUUCCGGACACUUAAUCCUUGUAAAAAUUCCCUGUUUUAGGUCAGUUAGGAUUACCACUUUAUUUUAAGAAUGUGAAAUGUCUGAAUAAUAGUAGAGAGAAUGAUUUAUUUCAGCUUUUAAUUAUUUCAUCACAUUCCCAGUGGGUCAGAAAUUUACAUACACUCAAUUAGGAUUCGGUAGCAUUGCCUUUAAAUUGGUUAACUUAGGUCGAACGUUUCUGGUAGCCUUCCACAAGCUCCCAAAAUAAGUUGGGUGAAUUUUGGCCCAUUCCUUCUGACAGAGCUGGUGUAACUGAGUCAGGUUUGUAGGCCUCCUUGCUCGCACAUGCUUUUUCAGUUCUGCCCACACAUUUCAAUAGGAUUAAGGUCAGGGCUUUGUGAUGGCCACUCCAAUACCUUGACUUUGUUGUCCUUAAGCCAUUUUGCCACAACUUUGGAAGUAUGCUUGGGGUCAUUGUCCAUUUGGAAGACCCAUUUGCGACCAAGCUUUAACUUCCUGACUGAUGUCUUGAGAUGUUGCUUCAAUAUAUCCACAUAAUUUAACCUUUAACUUCCUGCAGCAAAGCACCCCCACAGCAUGAUGCUGCCACCCCCGUGCUUCACAGUUGGGAUGGUGUUCUUCGGCUUGCAAGCGACCCCCUUUUUCCUCCAAACAUAAUGAUGGUCAUUAUGGCCAAACAGUUCUAUUUUUGUUUCAUAAGACCAGAGGACAUUUCUCCAAAAAGUACGAUAUUUGUCCCCAUGUGCAGUUGCAAACUGUAGUCUGGCUUUUUUAUGGCAGUUUUGGAGCAGUGGCUUCUGCCUUGCUGAGCGGCCUUUCAGGUUAUGUCGAUAUAGGACUUGUCUUACUGUGGAUAUAGAUACCUUUGUACCUGUUUCCUCCAGCAUCUUCACAAGGUCCUUUGCUGUUGUUCUGGGAUUGAUUUGUACUUUUUGCACCAAAGUACGUUCAUCUCUAGGAGACAGAACGCGUCUCCUUCCUGAGCGGUAUGACGGCUGCGUGGUCCCAUGGUGUUUAUACUUGCGUACUAUUGUUUGUACAGAUGAACGUGGUACCUUCAAGCGUUUGGAAAUUGCUCCCAAGGAUGAACCAGACUUGUGGAGGUCUACAAUUUUUUUUCUGAGGUUGGCUGAUUUCUUUUGAUUUUCUCAUGAUGUCAAGCAAAGAGGCACUGAGUUUGAAGGUAGGCCUUGAAAUACAUCUACAGGUACACCUCCAAUUGACUCAAAUGAUGUCAAUUAGCCUAUCAGAAGCUUCUAAAGCCAUGACAUCAUUUUCUGGAAUUUUCCAAGCUGUUUAAAGGCACAGUCAACUUAGUGGAAUUGUGAUACAGUGAAUUAUAAGUGAAAUAAUCUGUCUGUAAACAAUUGUUGGAAAAAUUACUUGUGUCAUGCACAAAGUAGAUGUCCUAACCAACUUGCCAAAACUGUAGUUUGUUAACAAGACAUUUGUGGAGUGGUUGAAAAAUGAGUUUUAAUGACUCCAACCUAAGUGUAUGUAAACUUCCGACUUAAACUGUAUAUCUUUUUUUAUGCUAUAUAUACAUUUUCUAAAACAUUCGUAAAUCAACUUUUAUUGUUUAAAGAAAUUAUGAAAGAGAUUGGUGUGUAUUUUCACUUUCUAAUCAUGGCAUGGGUUUGUUCAAUGACAUACAGUACAUGUAUUUGUUUAAAAUCUAUCACUUGAUCGUUUCAUUUCAAUCAUGUUUUUUGCUAUAUAUCCGCCUCACUCUCAGAUAAAUAAGUAGUACUACUAGGUUUUAUACAGUCAAAGGUAACAAAUAACUACAUAACAUUUGUGACAUCAAUAUAGAAAAAUAUAAAAAAAUUAUUCAAUACAGCAGUAUGAGAUCUUUAUGUAAAACAUUUACAUUUGACAUUUUAGUAAUUUAGCAGAUGUUCUUAUCCAGAGUGACUUACAGUAAGUGCAUUCAUCUUAAGAUAGCUAGGUAAGACAACCACAUUCACAGUCGAAUAUACAUGAUACGAACAUUCCAUUCCAGCUAAACAAUGGAUGUAUAGCGUUUUGCAAAAGAAAUUGCAUUUUAAUACACAUCUAUUAAUAAAAAAUAUAGCAAAUAUAGAAUAUAGCGUUUUGGAAAUAAACUCUUCAUGUGUAUGUCACACAGGGGCCAGGUUUGAGGCUGAGUUGACUGUUUACACUGCCUGCCUGUCUGUUUGCCUGCCUGUCUGCCGUCUGUCUGUCUGUCUGUCUGCAUUCCUGUCUGUCUGGAGUGUCCAUACAUACAGGGACCUUUAAAUAUUUGGAUCCGUUUUUAAUGUAAAUUUGAAUGGUGGAUUCAAAUAAUGUAUUUAAAAAGUGUGUGUAUGUGUGUGUGUGUGUGUGUGUGUGUGUGUGUGUGUGUGUGUGCGUGUGUGAGUGUGUGUGUGUGUGUGUGUGUGUGUGUGUGUGUGUGUGUGUGCAGCUGUCUCAGGCAGUUAGCAGACUGGAGGUGUUGCUGGUGGAGCAGACCCACGGCCAGAGAAACAGCUGGACUGAUCUGCACAGCCACAUCAAGCUCCUGGAGGCCAAGUGUGUCUUGCGCUCUUACAGUAACCCCUUUACCACACACACAACCUGGACACUGACCUUUAAAAGCCUGUAGCGAAACAACUUAAUCAUACUGUUUAUGGGGGGGGGGGGGGGGGGGGGGGGGAAUACUAAUACUAGUAACUAUGCUGUAUUCUAUGUCACAGAAUUUAACAGUACAUAAUGUGGUAGCACCAUGAAGGUACUAGGUCAAAGCCCCUACAUCAAGGAAGCUUAGUCCUACAUAUUUAUUUUUCAAAGGCAAUAUAAGAGAUAGCUCUCUCCUUGGGAAAUGCACAACCUUUGCCAUUAUAAGUGGAGGCAAAAUCAUUAUUCAAUGUUAAAGCCCUCGUUUUUGUAUUUUUACAAUGGAGACACUAAGAUCUGACCCAAGCAGGUAAUUCAUCUGUAUCUACUGCAUCAUGGCCUGGCGCCAGUAACAGGUAAUGAAUAGCUUAAGCACAUCCUGUUGCACAGCCGAGCCCCUUCAAACCACAUGCACACACACAAACACACACAGACACACAGGCAACGGUCAUUGAAAGUUGUAGAAGGUUAAAAAAAUUUAAUAAUUAUGAAUGCAAGUUGUACAAUGGAUAAAGACACUCCAAACUAAAAUCCAUCAGAUGACUGAAUUACAGUAUAGCACAUAAAACAUUUUACUGGCAAGGACAAAUAAUGAAUGGAGUUCAGGCAUUUUGGUGGGAAUUCAGGUAUUCCAUUUAUUGUCAUAUUUAACUUUUUUUCUUAUAAUGCACUCAAAUCCACUGAGUGUACAAAACAUUAGGAACACAUUCCUAAUAUUGAGUUGUACCCCCUUUUGGUAAGAACAGCCUCAAUUCAUCGGGGCAUGGACUCUCCAUGCUGGCCUGUGGAAUUGCCCAUAUAUACACUACCAGUCAAAAGUUUGGACACACCUACUCAUUCAACGGUUUUUCUUUAUUUUUACUAUUUUUUAUAUUGUAGAAUAAUAUGAAGACAUCAAAACUAUGAAAUAACACAUAUGGAAUCAUGUAGUAACCAAAAAAGUGUUAAACAAAUCAAAAUAUAUUUUAUAUUUGAGAUUCUUCAAAUAGCCACCCUUUGCCUUGAUGACAGCUUUGCACACUCUUGGCAUUCUAUCAACAAGCUUCAUGAGGUAGUCACCUGAAAUGCAUUUCAAUGAACAGGUGUUCCUUGUUAAAAGUUAAUUUGUGGAAUUUCUUUCCUUCUUAAUGCGUUUGAGCCAAUCAGUUAUGUUGUGACAAGGUAAGGGGGUAUACAGAAGAUAGCCCUAUUUGGUAAAAGACCAAGUCCAUAUUAUGGCAAGUACAGCUCAAAUAAGCAAAGAGAAAUGACAGUCCAUCAUUACUUUAAAAAAUGAAGGUCAGUCAAUACGGAACAUUUCAAGAACUUUGAGUUUCUUCGAGUGCAGUUGGAAAAACCAUCAAGCGCAAUGAUGAAACUGGCUCUCAUGAGGACCACCACAGGAAUGGAAGACCCAGAGUUACCUCUGCUGCGGAGGAUAAGUUCGUUAGAGUUACCAGCCUCAGAAAUUCCAGUCCAAAUAAAUGCUUCACAGAGAUCAAAUCACAGACACAUCUCAACAUCAACUGUUCAGAGGGGACUGUGUGAAUCAGGCCUUCAUGGUCAAAUUGCUGCAAAGAAACCACUACUAAAGGACACCAAUAAUAAGAAGAUACCUGCUUGGGCCAAGAAACAUGAGCAAUAGACAUUAGACCGGUGGAAAUGUGUCCUUUGGUCUGUAGUCCAAAUUUGAGAUUUUUGGUUCCAACCGCCGUGUCUUUGUGAGCCGCGGUGUGGGUGAACGGAUGAUCUCCGCAUGUGUAGUUCCCACCGAAAGCAUGGAGGAGGAGGUGUUAUUGUGUGGGUGUGCUUUGCUGGUGACACUGUCAGUGAUUUAUUUAGAAUUCAAGGCACACUUAACCAGCAUGGCUACCACAGCAUUCUGCAGCGAUACGUCAUCCCAUCUGGUUUGGGCUUAGUGGGACUAUCAUUUGUUUUUCAACAGGACAAUGACCCAACACACCUCCAGGCUGUGUAAGGGCUAUUUGACCAAGAAGGAGAGUGAUGGAGUGCUGCAUCAAAUGACCUGGCCUCCACAAUCUCCCGACCUCAACCCAAUUGAGAUGGUUUGGGAUGAGUCGGACGGCAGCAUGAAGGAAAAGCAGCCAUCAAGUGCUAAGCAUAUGUGGGAACUCCUUCAAGACUGUUGGAAAAGCAUUCCAGGUGAAGCUGGUUGAGAGAAUGCCAAGAGUGUGCAAAGCUGUCAUCAAGGCAAAGGAUGGCUAUUUGAAGAAUCUCAAAUAUAAAAUAUAUUUUGUUGAACACUUUUUUGAUCAGUACAUGAUUCCAUAUGUGUUAUUUCAUAGUGUUAAUGUCUUCACUAUUAUUCUACAAUGUAGAAAAUAGUAAAAAAUAAAGAAACACCCUUGAAUGAGUAGGUUUGUCCAAACUUUUGACUGGUACUGUACAUUAGGUGUAUUUGCACACAUUAAUAAAUAAAUAAAUAUAAAGCGGUGGAUCAGGGCUGUAACCUACCUGCGCCCACCUGCGUUGUCUAGACUUCCUCAUUAAUACUGUUGUUGUCACAUUUUCUUGCAUAAUUCAUUAAGUGCGUCAAGAGAAGGAGACCCUGGCGAUUUAAUAUCAUAACACUUGGCUCUAGAUUACACCUAUCUAUACAUACUUUACAUUGUGUGCGAGAUCAGACAUAAUAUCACUAUAAUCCGAGUGUUCCUUUUUGGAAGUUGCUUUCAUUUCAGCACAUCUAAUUUGUAAACGUUUGAACUAUAUUAAAUCAUUACUCUUUUCAAUUGCACAGAAAAUGUGUCUAGACAAUGCGUUACAUCGUCAACAAAGCAUCAGCGCAAGUGGAUUUUGCACCCCCCAAACACAGGAGCUAGAUGGUUGAAAAGGAGAGAUCCUCAGGUGGGCGUGGCAUGUGUGUUGCUACAAGCACCCACACACGCAGGUACACAACCCACAGAGCGCUAAUACCGACCCUAGAGGCUGCCUCACUGAAACUCUGUCAAGAGGUAACACUUGAUGAUGAGAGCAAUGAGGCAUGCUGUAUUUUAGAAGCUAGGGGGUGAAGACAUAGCGUCACACCCUUGAGGCAAUUAUUGAUGAGUCAUUGAGUAUAUUGUGCCACUACUUGCAGAAAGCCUUUUUGGAAAGCUAACUCGGCAUAUCCAAGGUGGCAGCUUUCCCUGCUCUGUUUUUGGGACUUUCCUCUGCUAUUUUAGAUUAGUGUGAAUAAAGUGGACAGAUGGCUCUCUCUCCUCUCUCCUCUCCAAUGGGGAAAGCCUGGCUGUGGACUUCUGAUGGAGAGGCAGCAUUUGAGUGCAGCAGAGUGAAGUGCUUGGCUUGCAGACCAAACAAAACAAAGAGUAUGCUGUUUCUGAGAAGGUCACUGGCAUAACUACCCAAGAGAACAUACUUUAGGGUACCUCCUCCUCCCAUCCAAGUGCAGGGCCUGCUAGACCAACACACUCAUUUAAUAAGAAGUGAGAUGCUGAACAUUCUUUACACCCUAAAUCUUAGAUAGACUAUUGAGAUAGUUGUGCAACUGUUUAGGUUGAUUUCUCAGUGCGCCAUCCUUAACAGAACAAACUGCCAGAGGUGACUCUUGUGAGGUGUAUAUGAUAGUUCACAAUCCUCAACAAUCUGUACCCAGUUGCACGUGGAUAUCAGAUCAAUAACAUUUAUAUUCCUCCUGCAGGAGCUCUGGUGGGGUAAGGGAGGCGAGGGAGGACACAAACAGACUGAGGAUGUGGACAGAGCAACAGCUACGUAGCUCAGCACAGGCACACAGACAUGGCAGCGAGGCGCUACGGUCACUACUGCAGGACAAAAUGGUAGUAUGCCUUUAUGCGUGUGUUAGUGUGUGUCUGUCUGUCUGCUGGACUAUGGUAAGGCGUGUGGGUGUUUGCAGGUGGAGGCGGAUGGGAGGCUCAGUGAGCAGUUCAGGCUGCUGUCAGUCCGUGUGGAGAGAGCAGAGAUCCAGCUGGAACAGGAGCGCCAGGCAGACAGGGUGAAGCACUCGAAGAGUAAACUCCACAGCAGGAUCAGCACAGUGGAGACAAGCCUCCGGGAAGAGCUGCAGCUGAUCAAACAGGACUACCAGUCAGGUCGCUACUUACUCCCUCACUAACACUGUCAAUAUCAGAGACAGGAGACCUAUACCAGGAAAAACUCUGGGUAUUAGGUAUAACUUAUAUAAGGUGUGGAUGACUGUCACAAUAGGGGUCAGAGAAGGAACGAUAAAUAGGACAACUGGGUAAGUGCAUUAAAGACCUAGAUCCAAUGGCCUACAUCAGCAAUGAGCUCCCAGCUUGUAUUUCUUUGGCCAUGUUAAAUGACACACCUAACUAACAGCGUUCUCCUCCCAGGUGUUUGGGCCUGUUCUAAUUAAGUAGGCCUGAUAAGUGCCACCAGACCUCAGAAACUAAUUUAGAAUGGUGCCUUUUGGAGCAGAUAGAUGAUGAGCACAAUAUUGAUGCAUAGUUACAGCAGUCCCAAAUGCCAUCUUUCACGAGACAUCAGGUAAGUCAAACAUAUCAAAGAAAAAAAUUUGUAUUGGAGUUUCCAUAAACAGGGUCUAUUCAAAUCGAUCCACUCGAUGUGACAUGAAAACAAAAUAAAAAGCAACCAAGGGAAGUAAACAAAUGAAAAUGUAACAGGCUCUUCCACCAAGCCUUCAAGCAUGGAGUUGGGGUGAUGUUAUCUAUGUCUCUAUCUCUCCGUUAAUAAGUCAUGGGGUGGACGUAAGCACGGCAGCCUGUUGUUGGGUUGACAUCUAAUGCCAAUUUCCUGAUGCCAAUUUCCAGCUCAUUUCCCCAAGGAGCUGAUGUUGGCUCUAAGGCCUUCACUCUGCAGGGCUUCUGAAACCCUUGACAAAAAGCAAAGGGACAGCUCAGUAAAUAAAACCAGCAAUAAACCCAGUGAUGAAUCAUGCCUCAGUCUCAGCCCCUCAAUCGUUCGCUCUGUCUUCAGAGGAAUGAAGGGAAAAGAGAGGGGAGGAAAAUGCAUAAUUGACAAGGUUCUUAAUGUUCAAUACAGAGCAGCAGCAGUAAGGCAGAGCCUAUAGGAGAGUUUAUGAAGGCUGUAAAUCAUGUUGCAGGGACUGACUCUCCUUAUCCCCCUCCACUCUGACGGCCAGGGUUCCAGUCUAUCCAUGAUGCCAUAGACUCGCUGAGGCAGAUCGGUGACACCAAAGCCCGGCUAGACAAGGAGAAGCUGCAAAAGGACAUCAAACAAAUCCGCAGGAAGAUGGUGGAGCUGAGAGAUGUGUGA